AUGGACAUUAAUGGAAGGCAAGCCGUAACAUCUCAAAAUGAAACGAAUCAAUCACAAUUACCAGAUAAUCCUAUACUCAAUGAUCAAGAGCAAGAUUCCCAAAAUUCGCAUGAGGAAGCAGCAAAAUAUAGAGAAUUAUUGAAAGAAUUUGGUAUGUACUAUAGGCCAAUGCGUACUGUAAAUAAAUUAGAAGCUGUUAAGAUGUUCAGAAGAUUAGAUAAAAAUCAUAUGAAAACUUUGAAUAUAGAUUUUACAAAAGAUGGAACUCUUGAUGGAAGAACCCAAUUGGCAAAAUAUUUUAAGGAUAUUGGAUUUGAUUUUGAUGAUUUUUCUGAUAAACCAGGAACGACAGACAUGUUUGAAGAAAUAUUUGAAGCUGAAGCAAAUCAAUCACAACACCAAAAAUUAUCAUUAAAGCCAACAUUAAAUAGCCAAACUAAUUCAGCAUUAAAAAUGUCAGUCCAAGCAAAAGAACUCCCAAAAACAUCGAAAUUACCAUUUCAAUCGAAUCUUCACACACAAAAACCAUCAUUAUUCAAACAAUCAUCAGCUAGCGAAGGAGCUCAACACAGUGUUUCAGAAUCAAGCACUUCUAUAAAAGACAAUAAGUGGGAAAAGAAAGGAGAAGUCAAAGAAAUCCAAAUUGAAAAGAAAGUCGAAAAUUUUCCACAAAAGAUAACAAAAAAAUUUGCUUUUGCUGUUUUCAAUACAAUGCAAGUUACUUAUGAAACACCGAAAUUACAAACAAAAAUUCAUAAAAUAUUAGAUUCAGAAGAAAACAGACUUUCUGAUUCAGAAAAAUACAGUCUCAAUGGAGAAGAUGAAGUUAUUAAGUGUAUUAUUGAGGGAAAUAAACUUAGUAAAGAAGGACUUGAAUAUUUUAGAAAUAUUAAGCAACACUACAAAGAAGUUAAUUUUCCAAAGAAAAUUGAACUUCAAUUUAGUAGAGUCAUCAAAAAGCUUGAAGAUAGCCAAGUACCUUCCUCUCAAAGUAAUUAA
This is a messenger RNA of Trichomonas vaginalis G3, 999 nucleotides long. RefSeq lists its product as uncharacterized. NCBI's taxonomy places the organism in Eukaryota, Parabasalia, Trichomonadida, Trichomonadidae. The transcript has a single exon. Bases 1 to 999 code for a protein of 332 amino acids. The record is from RefSeq and is a predicted model, not a curated record.